GAAAAUUGAUAGUACUAUAUUUGAUUAAUUUAAAAUCAGUUUGAAUAAUUUUGUCAUGUUAUUUCCAUUACUUAAUAUUUUAAUGUAUUUGUCAUGUAAUAUUACGACUAAUUGUUAAAAUAGUUUCUUUUUCUAUUGUUGAAUUAAUUAAAUAAAUUGAGACGAUAGGUCUUAAUUUCACUGAAUUCACAAUGUCCAACAUAGAUUUUGAAAAUAUUCGAAGGUAUCAUUCAGUUGAAUGUGCUUUCUGUGGAUUUUUAUUUCGAAAUAAAAUAAGCCUUAAGAAUCAUUUGGAUUCCAUGCAUAAUGGAAACAUUAAAGUAUCCAACUUUAAGACAAAAAGACCUAGAAAAUGUAGUGUAUUACAUUGUUUAGAACAUGGAUGUACUUGUAAAUUUUACAAUAAACAACUGUUCAUAAGUCAUUUAAAAUUUGACCAUAAUAUUGAGUUUAAUAUACAAUAUUUAAAUUUCACUUCAAUAAAUGAUUUUUUAACAUGGAAAGAAGACUUUGAACAUGAAAAUAAAUGUCGUUAUGUUCGAGUUACUGGUUGUAAAAAGUUGCCAGAUGGAAAAAAAUUAUCAUAUUAUUAUUGUAAUCGAUCUACAUAUUUUACUAGUAAAUCUAAAGGUGUUAGAAAACGAAAUACUCCUUUAAAAGUUAAAGGUCUUUGUACAGCAUCAAUGAAAGAAACUCAAAAUAGCAAUGGGUCCAUAAAUUUAUUGUUAUGUGCAACACAUUAUGGUCAUAAUAUUUCAUCAGAACACAUGCGUAUGUCUAAGCGUGAACGAGAAGAAAUUACUGAACUUAUUCAAAGAGGAGAUCAUCCUGAUUUUGUUAUAAAUGCUGCACGAGCCAAAGCUUCUGAUUCAUUAAAUCGUAUACAUUUGUUAAAUAGAAAAGAUAUUAAAAACAUUGAACGAAAAUUAGGUAUUAAACAUCCAGAAUAUAUUAAACAACGUACAAUCAAUGAUCUCAAUACUGAUAGGUGGAUUUUAAAGUUAUUACGGACUCCAGAUAAUCCAAUUAUAUUUUAUAAACCAAAUAAUGUAGAAUACAUUGGCUUUGAACAAAGUGAUUUAAUACUAAUAUUUAUGACUCGAAAUCAACACUAUUGGAUCAAUAAAUUUGGAAGUGAUGGGAUAUUUAUGGUGACUGAGAUGAAGAUGAUACAAGCUGGGCUUUAUUUGACUGUAUUAUAUGUUUGUGAUGAAUUCAAUGGAAUGUUACCUGUAUGCUUUAUGAUAUGUAAUGAUAGUAAAAUUUAUCAAACUUUUUUUUUAAACACAAUUUUAAGUAAAGUUGGAACUGUUUAUGCUAAAGCUUUAAUCACUGAUGAUAAUUAUGAUUUAUAUGAAAGUUGGUGUUCCAUUAUGUCACCUGUUAUACAUGUGAUUAAUCAAAGGUAUAUUGAUAAUCAAAUUAUUGAUAAACUUCAGAGUGAAGUUGAUGAUCAAAAUUUACAACAUGAAAUCUAUGACAAAAUAUGUUCUUUUUUUAUUGAACCUGGGAAAAGUAUUAAAGAAGAAAUUAUAAACUAUAAUGAAAAUUUUUUAAAUAGUAAGGAUGCUACAAAGCAAUUUGGAAUAUACUUUGAUCAAAUGUUUACAAAAAGAGCUUAUAUGUGGGCCUUUUGUUACUUAAAGGAAUCGCUUAACUUAAAUCAAAUGAUUGAUAUUGAUACAAUCUAUAAUAGAAUAUUAGUACUUUGUGAGAAUAAAAAACAUUUCACUUCAAAUUUAUCUAAAAAUAUGCAUGUAUUUUUUACAGCACUUUUAGAUAUACAAAAAAUAAGAAAAGCCAGAAUUGAAGAAACUAAUAUAAUGAUAAUAAAUAAUCAUAAAAAUGCAUUUUGUUAUAAUUCAACUCAUAUAUUUCCAGUAUCUAGAAAUGCCUGGAAAAUUAAAUUAGAAGAUGGAACUGAUACUAACUUUGUUACUGUUAUUCGAAAAUGUUGCAAAAUAACAGACUGUACUGUUAAGUGUGAAGGAUGUUAUGAUAUUUGUGCCCAUAUGUUUGAAUGUUCAUGCAGCAAUGGUAAAGUAAAUAUAUGCGAACAUGUUCAUAUGUUAGGAAUAUUUAAUAAGCGAACAGAAAAUGAAUUUAAUGAAGAGAUUCAGAAAGAAGAAUCAGAAAUUAAUGAUUUAAAAACUAAUAUUAUGUUAAAGUUAAAAAGCGUUAUCAACAAUAUUAACUUUAUCAAUAAUGAGGACACACUUAGGAGAAUAAAUGUUUCUUUAGGAAGAGUGCAAAAUAGCAUAACUAAAAUAAAAUGCACCAAAGACUGGUAUUAUGAAGAUGAUGAUUAAAGUAUUAUUUUAGUAUCUUGCUAUACUUUAUGUUGUAAUUAAUAUUUAUG
Daktulosphaira vitifoliae (grape phylloxera) is the source of this 2359-nucleotide messenger RNA. RefSeq lists its product as uncharacterized. Lineage: Eukaryota; Metazoa; Arthropoda; Insecta; Hemiptera; Phylloxeridae. Bases 192 to 2309 code for a protein of 705 amino acids. The transcript has 3 exons. The record is from RefSeq and is a predicted model, not a curated record.